GAAAUGCCUGGAACCAUACACCCUUCGUUGCUAUUAUGAAAACGGUAGAAGUGUAAUAUUUUUCAGAAUCAUGAAUUGUAUUUUGUUUUUUUUUAAAUCUCAUAGCACAGUAUAUUGUAUUUUUUAAACACAACGACGUGUUUCCUUUGGGGUUGUUGAAUAGGACGUACCGCAUCAAACUAGUUACUCCCUAUUUAGCAGAAGUCAAUGGCAGAGCCUGUGCAGGAAGGGACAGAAGUUCUCCCUGCAAGUGUGAAAGAGGAGGAGGAGGAGGAGAAGAGCCCGUGCAAGGAAGAAGAGGAAGAGGACGAAGAAGACCUGCCCCAUGCUGAAUUCCUGGAUAUCUUCGAGGAAGGCUUGGCAAGGAUAGUCCAGGACCCUCUGCUUUGUGACCUACCCAUUCAGGUCACGUUGGAAGAGAUCAAUUCCCAGGUGGCUCUGGAGUAUGGCCAGGCAAUGACAGUCCGAGUCUGCAAGGAUGACGGUGAAGUUAUGCCGAUUGUGGUGGUGCAGAAUGCUACAGUGCUGGACCUGAAGAAAGCUAUUCGCAGGUUCAUGGAGUUGAAGCAGCAGCGAGAAGGAGGAGUGAAACACAUCAGCUGGCGGUAUGUCUGGAGAACCUUCCAUUUGAUUUUUGACGGCGAGAAACUGGAAGACGACAAAAUGAAACUUAAAGAUUAUGGCAUAAGAAACAGAGAUGAGGUGACUUUUCUCAAGAAGCUAAAGAAGUGAAUCAGUAUCAGAACUGGGGUUUUUCCUCAGCCAGAAGCAAAAGCAAAGGGGGAAGACCUGCAGCCACCAACUAUUCCUGAAGAAAAGGAUCUCACCCCAGUCUACAAUGCGUCUGGAUCAUCAGAACACGAACAAUCUGAUCAGGUUUCACAGCAUGUCUAACUUGCAUGUGGAUCAGAGGUUAGCGCUUGUGCCUCUCCAUGGGGAUAGUCGUGGACUUCUUGAUGGGACAGGAGAGACUUUUCUAGGUCUUUUUUAUGGACAUAUUUGUAUGUGGGCAGUAUCCAUCAGCUUUCCAGUAGGGAAGAUCAGCGGGCUUGUUGUUUGACUUAAAAGGCAGCAGAUCGAAAUAAUUAAAAUGGGAGCCCUUUCUGGCA
Molecule: messenger RNA, 1109 nt
Organism: Acipenser ruthenus (sterlet)
Lineage: Eukaryota; Metazoa; Chordata; Actinopteri; Acipenseriformes; Acipenseridae
Product: U11/U12 small nuclear ribonucleoprotein 25 kDa protein-like
Exons: 7
Coding region: 208-732 (174 amino acids)
Biological process (GO): mRNA splicing, via spliceosome
Cellular component (GO): U12-type spliceosomal complex
Molecular function (GO): protein binding
Source: RefSeq, a predicted model, not a curated record